AUGGGUGCUGUUAAUUCCAUGGACCAGUUCCACACUUUCUUCGGCUUCGACCCGCAAACCGGUGCCGACAAGACUGGUAUCGUCUUCGGAAUCUACACUGUCGGUCAGGUAUGCGCGUUCUUCCCCUGCGUCUACUUCCCGGACAAUAUUGGACGGCGGUACACCAUGUUUGGCGCCAAUCUGCUCCUAAUCGCCGGCGCGCUCAUUGCCGGCCUCUCGCGCAACAUGUCCAUGUUCCUGUUUGGCCGCUUCCUCGUCGGUGUCGGGUGCACGACUGCGGGUCUCGCCGCCAAGACGUACCUGUCCGAAGUGACGUCUCCGUGGAACCGAGGUCGCUGGAUGGGUCUGCUGAACUCUUUCUAUUACAGUAAGUUGUCCUUUCCCCCUAGGGAGCAAGCUGACGCCACAGUCGGUCAGAUCCUCGCCUCGGGCGUAUCGAUCCCCCUCGGUCGGCUCACGAGCAAUUACUCGUGGCGCAUCCCUCUGAUUUUGCAGUGCGCUCUCGGCGUGAUCAACGUCGCCUUUGUGCUGUUCCUCCCCGAGUCCCCGCGCUGGCUCUACGCAAAGGGCAACGGGCAGGAUGCAGUUCGCCUCCUGGCCCACCUGCAUUCUCGGGACAACGACGUCGACUCACCCCUCGUCCGGCUCGAACUCGCCGAGAUCGAAGAGUCCAUCUCGCUCCAGGGUGCAGAUAAGCGGUGGUGGGACUUCCGGCCCGUGUUCAAGACGCGUGCGGCGCGGUACCGUUUCGGUCUGGGUCUCAUUGUGGCUGUCUGGGGCCAGCUCUCGGGUAACGGGCUCAUCACGUACUUCCUCCCCAUGCUUCUCAAGGCGGCAGGCAUCACGAGCCCCGACCGCCAGCGCGUGCUCAACUUUGUCAACUCGGUAACCUCUUUUGCCGGCGCGCUGCUCGGUACCAGCAUGGUCGACUACAUGGGCCGACGGUUCCUCAUGCUCUUUGCCGAGAUCUCGUGCGCGUGUGGCAUGUUCAUCGUCGCCGGGCUGUUGUCGGAUGCGGGGCCGCAGAACCAAACGCGCGCCAAUGCAGGCAUCUCAUUCAUCUCCUAUCUCAUCUUUGGAUGCUUCGAUGUUAUCGGUGUCGUCGUCAUCUGGCUCUUCGUGGUUGAGACGAAGCAACUUUCGCUCGAGGAGCUCGACGAUGUCUUUGCGUCUGGAUCGCCGAAGGCUAUGGCUGCGGCCCUCCACAGACGUGCGAAGAAGGCGGCUAAGGAGCGCCAGCAUGCAGCGUAG
Messenger RNA from Trichosporon asahii var. asahii CBS 2479, 1251 nucleotides. RefSeq lists its product as uncharacterized. Gene Ontology annotation, molecular function: carbohydrate:proton symporter activity. The coding region runs from base 1 to 1251 and encodes 416 amino acids. The record is from RefSeq and is a predicted model, not a curated record. Gene Ontology annotation, cellular component: membrane. The transcript has 3 exons. Lineage: Eukaryota; Fungi; Basidiomycota; Tremellomycetes; Trichosporonales; Trichosporonaceae. Gene Ontology annotation, biological process: transmembrane transport; carbohydrate transport.